AUUUCUCCACUUGGUGGCGUUUCUUUGCCUGGGGCAGGCAGAUUGAUCGAACUGAGUUAACCGACAGAGCAGAGUAGUAGUAUCAAAGCACUGUGUGUAUGUUUGUUUACAUCUAAAGAUUAGAUUGGAUGCAGAGAGUGAGAGAAUAUGAAAGUGGGACGAAUUGACAUUUUGCUGAUGCUUGCUGUUUCAUCCGUUGCCAGUUUGUUUUGUUCGUUUUAUUUUUACAAACAAACCAAAGACAUAAAACGGAAUCUAAGAUUGCAACACCCGAUAUCUACAACUGAAGCAGGGUUCCAACUUAAACCAACAACCGCCAAACCGAUGUUUGAACAAUUCACUUACAUAUAUGAACCUCGUAAAUUAUUAUUGGAUAUUUGCCACAAGGAUAAUUGCACAACCAGCAAAGAACACAAAUGGCGAAUGUUAAUGUUCGUGAAGUCCAGUGCUGGCAACACUCGUCGUCGAGAAUUGCUGCGGAAAACCUGGGCGUCAUUGAGCCGAGUUUGUGGUGGUUGGUUCGACACCGUGUUUGUGGUUGGCGCUACAACGGUGGGGAAGCUGAGGCAGUUUAUACAUGAGGAGCAUGAGAGGUAUGGGGAUAUACUGCAGUAUAAUGGAUCAGACGCUUACCGCGAUAUAGCAGCGAAGACUUUGGCGGGCAUGCACUGGGCAUCAAAGUAUUUAAACCGAACCGAUUUCUAUUCAUCUGUUGACGAUGAUUUUAUGAUUGACAUGACUAACUUGCAUAGGACGGUUGAAUAUUAUAUUAACAAAACAAUAACAAAGGAUUGGCCGGAGUUUCCAAUCAUCUGUGGGUUUAUACUUGGCCAAUCUGAGCUACCAAUACGAAACACAAGGUCAAAGUGGCGCAUGGAAAAGAAUAAAUACAAAUGGCCAAGUUAUCCCCCGUAUUGCCAUGGAGGUUUAUACACCACAAGUGUCAAUGUCAUCCAGCAGUUGUAUAAGGAGUCACAGACAAUGGAACUUUUCACUUUAGAUGAUGUUUGGAUAACCGGUAUAUUACGACGUCGCAUAGGAAUGCCAGAUGAAAUGGUUUUGCGGCCGGAAAGAUAUUACGGUUCCCAUGAACCAGGGGCGGACGAAAAGACGAAGAUCGACGACUUUUAUAAAAUGUUAUCAAUAUUAGGAACUGAAAACACGUGUCGAUGUUUCGCUGAUGAAAUAGUUGGGUGACCAAUGCAAUGCGGACACUUUUACUUAAGCUCCCUCACAUUGAUAAACACCAAACAAUUUUUACUUCAGUUUUAUAUUUGAUGUUUAACUCUUAUGCACAAUAUUUUAUUAACUGUAAGACGCGCCAUGUUUAUUCACAUUUACAAUGUCACGUGGUGCCAUCAUGUGAUGUUGCAUACACUCGUACACUGCCGUCUGCAGAUGCU
Molecule: messenger RNA, 1403 nt
Organism: Ciona intestinalis (vase tunicate)
Lineage: Eukaryota; Metazoa; Chordata; Ascidiacea; Phlebobranchia; Cionidae
Source: RefSeq, a predicted model, not a curated record